Molecule: messenger RNA, 2541 nt
Organism: Amoebophrya sp. A25
Lineage: Eukaryota; Dinophyceae; Syndiniales; Amoebophryaceae
Source: the annotation of a GenBank genome assembly
AGGAUUCAGUGGCCGCUUUGUUAUGGAUGCUCGUAUUUGACGGAAACAUAAUUUUUACCUUCCCUUCGUUCCUUUUUCACCAAUUUCCCUGCGACACCUAUGCAAUCUUUUCUCCAUUUUCCUCGUACUACAAAUUUGCAUGAUCCUCUAACUAUUUAGACACUAAGGACUAAAAAGUAGAAAAUGAAGAUCAAAGUUUUGCACCAUGCUGCCGAGCAGCAGAAAAAGGAUGCAGUUUCCGCUGAAAAUGGUGUUUCGCGGAUCCAGCGCAACCUCGACCCCGCUUUGCACCCCUUCGCACGCGAACGCGAGUACCAAAGAGCCAUGGUUGGUGUGAAACUACAGAAGCUGUUUGCUAAGCCGUUUGUGACGGCAUUGGAUGGUCAUUUUGACGCCAUUCGAGUUUUGAGGCGAAGUAAUGCAGCUCCGAUGCGACUCUACUCUGGAGCAUGCGACGGCGAAGUGAUAUUGUGGGAUUUGGGAUUCUCGAAAGUGCAGACCAGGUAAUAACUACAAUCUUUAGAAUGAAUUAUUGAGCAGAUGCAGAGGUAAACAUGAUGUCUACCUCUAUCUGUACUUUUCAAUUGAGAUGAUUCAAAAACAAGAAAUGCGAUUUUCCUUAUCUUCUGUCCUAGUGUACGAGAAGAUCGAAUUUCUCAAACACCAAACAAAAACCAAACCAAUCACAGAUGGAAAGCACACACUGGUUUUGUGCGGGGUAUCGUAGAGGAGCCUGGCAUUAGCACUAGCAAUUCGCUUUUCACGUGUGGUGACGACAAGUGCAUUCAUUGGUGGGACCUGAGUUCACUUGGCACCAGCGCUUUACAGGAUGAAGACCAGUACGCGGCCUCAAAAACAAACUCUGGCUAUGCUAACAGCAGUAAGGGCAACGUUAUGCAAUUGGGAGGCCCGAGUGGUGCUGGCGCAAGCAGUUCUACAAUUGGUGGAGGUGCGACGACAGGUUCUUCUUCAUCUUGUGAUAGUACUAGCAUUACACCGCGACACACCUGGCGUGCAGCGAGUGCGAUCACGAGUCUGGACCAUCAUUGGUCCAAACCUCUCUUAGUUUCUACUGGCGACACUGUGGAUUUGUGGGAUCGAAAUAUUAAGGCUCAGUCAUUUCAAUGGUCACCAUUGAGAUAGUUGGGGUUGGUCACUGAGAUCGAAGAGGCGACCCCUUCUUGAGAGAACCAACAGGGGAAAUAAACGAAGGGAAAGGGGAGAGCUUUGAAGGGGGUCCCUUCCGUUCAGAGUCAUGAUGACCAUUGAAAGCUGAGCUUUAAAAAUAGGUCUCAGCCGAUUAGCAGCAUCGAGUGGGGAUGCGAUCAGGUGUAUGUGGCAAAAUUCAAUCCGGCGGAACCAUGUCUUAUUGCGGCGACUGCGGCAGACAAUAGCAUCUCACUCUACGACUUGAGGCAAACAACACAAAACUCAGCGAUCAGAAAGGUACUUUUCCUGUCAUUCUAGAAGAAAGCGUAAAUGAGUAAGUUUAUGCAACAAACAGCAUGGUGUUAUUCCAAUUUCUUACGUGUUCGCAGCUUCUGCUUCUAUUCAAGUGUUACCAAAAACUCCUGCUGCUCCACUUUAUCAUGCGUAGUUCAUCCUUGACAUGGGUCUACUCCUGCAUCACAGGUUCUCCUCAAAAACCGAUCCAACGCCUUGUGCUGGAACCCCCAAGAGCCUCAGUAUUUUACUGUCGCCAACGAGAACGGAAACUUGUACACCUUUGACAUGCGCAAAUUGAGCAAUGCCGUGACUGUUCAUGCAGGCCACGUGAUGCCAGUUUUGGAUGUCGAUUACGCACCCAAUGGUCAAGAAUUUGUCUCCGCCUCUUACGACCGCACAGUUAGGCUCUGGUCAUUGCGUGCACAAGGUUCGUAUACGAAUAGUGGACAGCAAGCGCGCGACACGUAUCACGGAAAGCGAAUGCAAAGGGUCUUGGCUUGCCAAUUCUCCACUGAUGGCCGCUUCGUCUUCUCUGGUUCAGAGGAUCACAACGUUCGCGUUUGGAAGUCUAGGGCAGCAGAGAAAUUAGGUGGCGUUUCCUCGGACAGAGAAGCGAAGGCAAGAUACUACCGAGAAAGGCUAGUCGAGAAGUACAGUGCGACGAGGGAAGUAAGCAGAAUUGCGAAACAGUCGCACUUGCCGAAGACGAUUAGGACGAUGGCAGCGAAGCAGAAAAUCAUGAAGGAUGCGAAGAAAAGGAAGGACCAAAACAGGAAAGCACACUCGAAACCAGGAACGACAUUCGAGAACACCUUCGAAAAGCAAAAGAUGCUGCGACACGAAGAAGCAUAGAGAAGAUCAAAGUACUAGAGAUAGAGCAGGAGCAGUCUUCUUUGAUCUUGAGGAUCUUCACUUCCUGCAGCAGCAGCAGUUCCCAUCCACUUCAACAACCACAUUGCAAUAUGAAGAAGAGUUUUCAAUUGACAACAUUGUUUCCAUUCUAAUACGCCAUCUUUGCUUAGUGCAUAUGUCACUAACGAACUUUCCAUCUAAGUCUGACGUCGUGUGUUGAAAAAAAAUCCCGCCAGCUACCUC